CUGCCCACCUCCUCCGCACUACAUCCGCCCCCGAGGUGCCAUACGCGCGCGGCAACAUGCCGUUCCAUGGCCACCACCACCAGAGCUCGGCCUUCACCCCGUCGCAGGGCCUCGGCCAGGCUGCACAGGCUUUGGGCAGCAUUGGCGCGCCCGCGGGCAACCUCCGCGUAGCCACCUCAGGCACCACCAACGCCGGCACCGAUGCCCUCAUGCCAGGCAGCGGGAGCGUGCAGUCUCCUGCCAGCAGCGGCCCGCACGCCGGAGGACACACUGCGCCGCCGACGGCCGGGGGUCUUUCGAACCCACCGCCGCAGCAGCAGGCGCGAAGCUUCGAGCCGCGGCGGGCAGCCACCAACGAGGAGCUGCACAUCAACACCAUGCAGUCGCAGUCGUCGGCAUCCAUGUACAACUCGCCUGGCGAGUACGGCGCACAGAACGCCAGCCUCCACCACGCAGCCCCAAACACGCAGUACGGCAACAGCAGCGCGCCGCCCGUCCCUGGCAGCCUGCAGCCGGGCGCCCAACAGCAGCAGCAGCAGCAGCAGCAGCAGCAGCGACCCGGCGCGGCGACCACAUACACUGCACCGUCGGCCGUGCCUACCAUACCCCAGAUCAACACGGUGAACGCCAAUUCUCAGCAAUACACGCUCCCCACGCGCACAAUGAGCCAGAACCAACCCCAGCAUUCCUCCUCGCAUACCUACUCGCGAUCCAGCCCGGCUGGCCUGGGGCCCGACCAGAAGUAUAUUCCUUUUUCAAACACCCCCGAGAGCUCCAAGUACGCCGCCGGUACCCCUGCCCAGAAAUACUACCCUGCGACCCCGUCGGGCGCAGCUUCCAACUCACCGCUGGGCCUGGCCGACAUCCGACCGCGCGCAAACUCCAACAUGGGCGAGGAGGCGACCGGCGCAGGCACCUUGUUCGUCGAGAACGACCGUCAGCCUUCCAACAGUAGCUAUCUCACGCCCUGGCCUGCAUACGCAUUCGACUGGUGCAAGUGGAAUGUCCAUGGCGGCAAUGGCGCUGGCAAGAUGGCCGUGGGAAGCUACCUUGAAGACACACAUAAUUUCAUUCAAAUUCUUGAUACCCACCUCGUGCCGCAAGACGUCUCCUCGCCGGGCGCCCCCCAAUACGGCCUCGAAUACACGCGCGUGGCCGAGGCUACCUGCUCCUACCCCGUCACGCGGAUACUGUGGGAACCGCCGUCCACCCAGAAACAGUCGACCGACUUGCUCGCAACCUCUGGCGACCAUCUGCGGCUGUGGUCGCUUCCCCAGAGCACUGGACCAACACCUAGCAACACGAUCACACGAACCUCCACGGUCAACACGAGGGAACCUCCGCCGCAGAAGCUGACACCAUUAGCGCUGCUUUCCAACUCCAAGACGCCCGAGCACACCGCACCACUCACUUCGCUCGACUGGAACACACUAUCUCCGAAGCUCAUAAUCACCUCGAGCAUAGACACAACCUGCACCAUCUGGGAUAUACCGACCUUGACGGCCAAAACACAAUUGAUCGCGCACGACAAGGAAGUCUUCGAUGUGCGCUUCUGCGCAGGUAGCGUCGACGUGUUUGUCAGCUGCGGUGCAGAUGGCAGCGUGCGAAUGUUCGACCUCCGAAGCUUGGAGCACAGCACCAUCAUCUACGAGCCGUCUGAGAAGCCGCCUGGACAGGGCGACAAAGAUUCUCCUGGUGGUCGCAUGUCACCCACCAAAGCCCAGCAGACCAUGUCUUACGCGCCACCCCUUCUCCGCCUCGCCGCCUCUCCCCACGAUGCACAUCUCCUCGCCACAUUUGCCGCCGACUCAAAUCUCAUCCGCAUCCUCGAUGUGAGACAACCCGGACAAGCGCUCUUGGAACUUCGAGGCCACUCGGCAUCCGUCAACUCCAUAGAAUGGAAUCCUUCCCGAAGAGGGAUGCUCGCCUCCGGCGGAGACGACUCGCUCGUGCUCGUCUGGGACCUCCUGCACUCGCAGAACGGCGCAGUGAUAGGCGGCGACCAUGCUGCUCAGCCGCCCACGCCCGCGAGCGCACAUCCUCCCAACGGCGGACAGGGAGCAGCUGCUCAGGGCUCGGGAGGCACAAUGGGCCAGAAAGGGCCGUACGCUAGCUGGAGGUGCGAGUACGAGGUCGGCAAUCUCAGCUGGGCACCGCAGAGCGCGCUGACGGGGUCGGGCGGCGAGUGGGUGGGUGUCUGUGGCGGCAGAGGUAUAUGGGGCGUGAAGCUAUAGGAAGAAAAGCGUCCCAAGGAUCCGUUGGCAAAGUUCUGCACUGUGUAUGAUUGAUAAAGCGGGUUUUGGCUGGCAUUGGGAGACUGCGCAUGGGUCUAUGAUGGAUCGAUUGCAAUGCGAUGCUUUGAGAGCGUUGGGCGGCGUUUUGCUGUGUUGUCUGUGUUGGGGCUGGCUGUGAGGGCUGGCGGGGCGUGGCGAGUAUGAUACCUCUAGAUGUGGUGUGUAUGUGCAUGAUGGACUGCAUGGAAAAACAAGGGCUGAUGAUGGGAAAGGCAAGCUUACCAGACCAAAUGAAUAAAAUCCGAU
Paraphaeosphaeria sporulosa is the source of this 2540-nucleotide messenger RNA. Its product is annotated as WD40 repeat-like protein. Gene Ontology annotation, cellular component: nucleus. The record is from RefSeq and is a predicted model, not a curated record. Gene Ontology annotation, molecular function: protein binding. Bases 57 to 2234 code for a protein of 725 amino acids. NCBI's taxonomy places the organism in Eukaryota, Fungi, Ascomycota, Dothideomycetes, Pleosporales, Didymosphaeriaceae. The transcript has 3 exons.